AUGGAGAACCCAGGUAUAUACUCUUCGAAUCAUCUCAUCAUUGACCAAUUACUAAAUAGGAUCUCAGUAAAUGAAAUCCCGGUGGUGAUUCGUCUGCUCACCCAAUCCACGCCCUCGUUACAAGACAAAGCCUUAGACCGUUUUUUCACUCGCAAUGCCGAAUUCAUUCAUCCUUUCUGUCGAGUUCCCAGCUUCGAGGGAAGUCGAUGGUACAUCAUGAAGAUCUUCCAAUGGUACAAGAUCAUGUCACCACGGAUUGAGUUGGAAAUUCAUUCAGUUGCUUUUGAUGAGAAUAACCUCAAGCUAUACGUCGACAUGUCUCAAGUAUUUUCUAUCUGGCUCGUUCCGUUCCACGUUGCACCCGUGUCUCUUACGACUGUGUUGAAUCUCACGACCGAUCCCUCUCACAGCGACGCCUCUCACAGUGACGCUCCAACUAAUGGCGAUAAUACACUGUACUACAUCACGAAGCAGCAAGAUCUAUAUCAAACAUCCGAGUUUGUCAAGUUCCUCCUGCCGCAUGUGGGUCAUUGGUUGGUUCUGGGCUGGCAAUUGAUCGCUUCCUUGUUUUGUCUCUUUGGCGUCACUUUGUUUUGGCCUAUUCUUUGGCUGGAGGAGAAUAAUUAUCUGCCUGCUUUCAUUUCUCGAGGGAAUUUGGCCUGUGAUAUUGGAAACAGCGUUCCAGAGAUUAAGAAGGAUUGA
Molecule: messenger RNA, 702 nt
Organism: Penicillium taxi
Lineage: Eukaryota; Fungi; Ascomycota; Eurotiomycetes; Eurotiales; Aspergillaceae
Exons: 2
Coding region: 1-702 (233 amino acids)
Source: RefSeq, a predicted model, not a curated record